AUGGCACAAUCGAUUUCCUCCUUGACUGAACAGUGGCUUCAAUGGGACCAAGAUCAUACAACUCGCGCGGAAAUAGAACAACUGCGGGACUCUAAUGCUACCGAGGAACUGGAAAAGCGCCUUCGGAAUCGUAUUGAAUUUGGAACAGCUGGAUUGCGAGGCUGCAUGGCCGCAGGGUUCUCCUGCAUGAACUCUUUGAUAGUCAUACAAGCCUCACAGGGGCUGGCCAAGUUUAUUCGCGAUAAGCGUUCUGAUAUUGCUUCGCAUGGUGUGGUUAUUGGACAUGAUGCGCGUCAUAAUUCUGCGAAAUUCGCCGCACUCGCUGCUAACGCGUUCAUCGCGCAACGUAUCCCCGUUUGGUUCUUCAAUGAAGAAGGGCCAACACCUAUGGUCGCGUUCGGAGUGAACUAUUUCGGUGCUGCUGCAGGUGUUAUGGUGACGGCGAGCCAUAACCCACCCCAGGACAACGGCUACAAAGUUUACUCGAGCAACGGCGCCCAGAUCAACCGACCCGAGGAUGGCGAAAUAGCACGGUCAAUUCAAGAGAACCUUGAGCCAUGGCCGACCGCAUGGGCAGAGUUGCAACCAGGCGAAUUCCUACGUGCGGACUCCUACCAGAAACUGCUACCCCAUUACAGCAGCAAAGUCGCAGAAUUCACGAAAGCUACGGUCACGGAUUGGCAACCGCCAAGACCGUUCACUUAUACACCUCUACACGGCGUGGGAGGCUUGGUUCUUCCAAGUCUCUGCCGCUCACUUGGAAUCAACGACUUUGUAUCCGUUGCUGCCCAGGAAAAACCUGAUCCAGACUUUCCCACUGUGAAGUUUCCUAACCCGGAAGAGGCUGGAGCUUUAGAUCUUGCCAUCGAGACCGCCGACCGAGACGGAAAGACCUUGAUCAUUGCCAAUGACCCCGAUGCGGACCGCUUCGCCGUAGCAGAGCAAGUGGAUGGGAAAUGGCAUACUUUGACUGGAAACCACGUUGGUGUCCUUUUGGCUUCCCAUAUCUUGGAUUCGUACGAUGCAGGCAAAGAUUGGUCUCACAUUGCGGUGUUGACUACAACGGUGUCGAGCGGCAUGCUCGGAAAUAUGGCAGCUGCAAAAGGAAUGCACUUCGCGGAGACCCUGACAGGGUUCAAAUGGAUGGCUAAUGUUGCCCGGGACUUAGAGAAGGAGGGAAAGACAAUUCCCUUUGCAUAUGAAGAGGCACUGGGAUACAUGUUCCCAUCCGUUUGCUAUGAUAAAGACGGCAUUACGGCAGCUGCAGUCUUCCUGGCAGCGGAGGCGAAAUGGAGAAACCAGGGACUCACUGCAUAUGCCAAGCUGCAGCAAUUAUUCAGCGAAUUCGGUCAUCACGAGACCUUGAAUAACUACUUCCGAUCGCCCAACCCACAGCUCACGGCAACAUUAUUCCAGGGUAUUCGAGGCAGCUCAGGCCUCGCUAAUAUGCAGUUUGGUCGCUUCAAGAUUUUGCGAUGGAGGGAUUUGACCGAGGGCUAUGACUCUAGCACACCUGAUAACAAACCAGAUCUACCUGAAGAUCCGACAAGCCAGAUGCUUACGCUGUGGUUGGAUGGCGGGGUUCGAUUCACAUUCCGAGGCUCGGGAACAGAGCCCAAGGUCAAGUUUUAUAUCGAGAGCUGUGGAGACUCUCGCGCAGAUGCUGUUAAAGCAGUCUGCGAUGCAUUCCUCACUAUUCGGGAAGAAUGGGUGCAGUGCUUUACACCUUCGAUGACAUACAGCAAUCAGCUUUACACAUCAUCUGGCAACAUUUUGAACGUUGAAUAA
Penicillium vulpinum is the source of this 1788-nucleotide messenger RNA. Its product is annotated as phosphoribomutase PRM15. Gene Ontology annotation, biological process: purine ribonucleoside salvage; carbohydrate metabolic process. The transcript has 10 exons. The record is from RefSeq and is a predicted model, not a curated record. Bases 1 to 1788 code for a protein of 595 amino acids. Lineage: Eukaryota; Fungi; Ascomycota; Eurotiomycetes; Eurotiales; Aspergillaceae. Gene Ontology annotation, molecular function: magnesium ion binding; phosphopentomutase activity.